Molecule: messenger RNA, 429 nt
Organism: Symbiodinium necroappetens
Lineage: Eukaryota; Dinophyceae; Suessiales; Symbiodiniaceae
Source: the annotation of a GenBank genome assembly
AUGGCCAUCCUUUUCAGUUCCCCGGGCUUGGCGCCCAUGGCGGGGCUCCUGGCCUUGCUGAUGUGGCGCCUGGCCGCAGCCUACAGCCCAGUGGCCGCCGAGUGUGCCAGGAUGGUCUCUGUUUUAAAUGGCCCUGUGGUCGCCCACUUGCUGGAGUGUUUGGAGGGCCGGGAGUACCUCAGAACCUUUGGCCAGCAGGGGAAAGCGGUGAGCCACGCUCUCUGGGUCUUGGAAGCCAGUGCAAGGGCUCAGAUCCUCAACAUGGGCUUACAGCGAUGGUUUGCCCUGCAGCUGGAGCUCAUCGGCGGUGCCAUGCUGCUCUGCGUCUCUGUGAUGAUCGUUUUGCAGACAGACGCACACCUGGGCAUGUCCGGUCUCUCCCUCACCUACGCGUUGACAUUGACAGCCCUGGCCACGGCCCUGGUGUGA